CGCGAGCGGGGCUGCGGGGCGGCCCGGGGUCGCUCCCGCUGUGGCGCGGCACGAGCCAGCCGUCACCUCCGUGAGGGGGCUGGGCUUGCAUCUCGUCGCCGUGCACUUUGCGAUCGCUGUGAGACCGACCUUUCGGUUGCGGAGGGAGAUGUUUUGUAGGGGCCCCUCCAGGCGUGCGGUGCGGUGCGAAGCGAAGCCACCGCCGGCGUUCCCCAGAGGAGCUGCUCCCGCACGGCCCGGCCCGGCCCGGCCGGCUCGCAGCUCCUGCGGAGAUACCUUGGGUUCGCGCUCUGCGAUCACAGAGGAGUCGCUGAAUGUCACGACAGCGGAUGAAGCAGGAAUCCCAGGUAUACUAGUUGGAGUUUCUGUAGAUGGAAAGGAGGUCUGGUCAGAAGGUUUGGGUUAUGCUGAUGUGGAGAAUCGUGUAGUAUGUAAGCCAGAGACGAUCAUGCGAAUUGCUAGUAUUAGCAAGUGUCUUACAAUGAUGGCUGUUGCUAAAUUGUGGGAAGAGGGGAAACUGGAUUUAGAUGCUCCAGUGCAGCAAUAUGUCCCUGAAUUUCCAGAAAAACUCUACGAGGGUGAAAAGGUGGCUAUUACUACAAGAUUGUUAGUUUCACACUUGAGUGGGAUUCGUCACUAUGAAAAAGAUUCUACAAAAGUAAAGGAAGAAAAGGAAAAGGCAAACAGAGCAUUUCAGCUAACAAAACCCUGUAAGGAUAAAGAACAAAAAGAAAAAGAUGGCAAAGGGAUUGAGAAGACUGAUUCUGUCAAACCAAGGAAAGAACACGAAGGUGAGGUGAAAAGCCGAAAUUCAAAACCUGGCAGGAGAGACAAGGAAUUUGAGCAAGAAGAGUAUUAUUUGAAGGAAAAAUUUGAAAGUGUGAUUGAAUCACUGAAGAUAUUUAAAAAUGAUCCUCUAUUCUUUAAACCAGGUAGUCAGUUCUUGUAUUCAACAUAUGGCUUUACUCUCUUAAGCGCUGUUGUGGAGAGAGUUUCAGGACAAAAAUUUACAGAUUAUAUGCUAAAAAUGUUUCGUGAUUUGGAUAUGCUAUCAACUGUACUAGAUGACAACGAAGCAAUGAUAUAUAACAGAGCAAGGUGUUAUGUUUACAACAAAAAGGGACGACUGGUAAAUGCACCAUAUGUGGACAAUUCUUACAAGUGGGCUGGUGGUGGCUUCCUGUCGUCAGUAGGUGACCUUCUGAAGUUUGGAAAUGCCUUGUUGUACAGUUACCAAGCCGGACAAUUUAAAAACACUAAUGGCAAACUUCUUCCUGGGUACCUCAAACCAGACACAGUUGCAAUGAUGUGGACCCCAGUGCCAAAAACAGAAGUAUCAUGGGACAGGGAUGGUAAAUACGCAAUGGGUUGGGCUGUAGUAGAGAAAAAACAACAAUAUGGUUGUUGCAGGCAGCAGAGACACUAUGCAUCUCAUACAGGUGGUGCAGUGGGGGCAAGUAGCGUCCUCUUAAUUCUUCCUGAAGAGCUGAACUCUGAAGCUACAGAUUCGGGGCUCAUUGCACCACCUAGAGGAGUAAUUGUUAGCAUUAUCUGUAAUAUGCAAUCAGUUUCACUCAACAGCACUGCCUUAAAGAUUGCAAGGGAGUUUGAUAAAGAAAAAUGGGCACAAUAUAUAGAAACAAAAGAGAUAACACACAACUGAACUCACUGUAGUGAAACAUGAAAAUGAAUGGAGAAGGGUGUAAUAAGACUCCACAGUCACUAACAAUAUGUGAAGAAAUAGCGUAACUUCUACUAGUGGUGCUAAACUUACAUGUAACUGGAACUCAUCUCUCAGGGAAGUUCCUGACUUACAGAAAAGGAGAAUGUAAUGGUCAAAUUUGACUUCCUGUAGUACUUGUCUUACCAUUAUACUAGUAAGUUUUUUUCUCAUCCAGUCAAGCACUUGACCAUGAUUUAAAAAACUAGCACUGGUUUCUUGCACUGAGAAGUACAACAAAUUAUCUACCUUAAACCUUUGAAAGAUUUCACGUCCUCUUUUGAGCACACAAGGACAUAAUUCAUUAUCCUCACAGUUCCAGUCUGCCAAAACUGUUCAGUAUUACUUUUUAAAGAAAAAGGGGCUUACUGUUGAUUUUUAUAUUUUCAUAUAGUGCUUUUCAUAUUUGCUUAAAAAGAAGAAAAAAAACCUAACCAAAACAAAACCCAAAUCUUGAAGCUACCUCCAGAAUGCAGAUUUAUAGUAGAAGUAAACUUUUGUCAGAGCUGUGGAUUUAAGAAUUAGGAAAGCAUGAAGAUAAUGUCAGUAAAAAUCUUUUUUUGCUAUUUAGAUGUCCUCUCUCUCCCAUUUUUAUUGGACACAGAGAAUGUGUGAAUCUAGUUUACUGAGAAAUAAGAGAAUUCUUUCAACAGUUGAAUAUCCCUAAAUGGGACAACAUACCAAGCUGUCAAACUGGCUCGCUGGUUUGAGUAAUACAUGUGCUAACUUUGGUAUCCAGAAAUGGCACUGUAUUCUGUAAUGUAGAUAUUCCUUUAGAUACAGGAAUUAGGAACUCAACUCAUAAUGUUUAAAGCCCAUUCUUGAAGCCAGUAGUAGAAGUCUCACAGAUUUGGAUAGGUUUUUUUUGAAAACCAUCUUUUUUUCCUUUUGGACAUCUGCUUCAAGGAGUUACUUUUGCAAAAGGUUGAACAAGAAAUUGUGAUAGAGUUCCAAAGAGGCAUUUUAUAAUCUUCAGCAAUAACGUCUGAAUAUGUUAAUUUUAUAUAUAUAUUCCAUAAUGGCAUGGAAGAUCUCCACGAUUGACCCCCACUCCCCUUCUCCUGCAGUUACAUCAGACAGCAUUUCCAGGCUGAGACAAAACGUUCAGGAAACGUUUGAAUACCUAACAUCCCUGCACUGCUUAGCAGCUCUGCUUCUCUGAAUUUAAGGAGCAAGGUGUCUGAGAUAACAGCUAGCAGAAGAUAGCCUUAACUGCCCUGUGAUGAAACAAUAGGCUGCCAUCUUUGUUCCUGGUAUAUCUAUGCUAGUGUGACCAGCAAACUAAGAAAUCUAGUAUUUUGAGCUGUCAGUGUUUUGCUAACACUUAUUUGAAGCUAGUAGGAAGCUAGUAGGACUGGUUAGUACUCCUUAGUUAUAACUCUUCUUGUGCCUUAAAACUGGGAGCUUACACCUUAAGUAUUUGCAUGUAAUUUCUGUCCCACUCACCAAAACUUCACUUUUUAAAUUUGUUAAUAAUGGGUUCUGUUUUAUCUCAAGAAUAUCAAAUCAGUAGAAACAACAGAGUCAGCCUUUCUGAACAAACAUACUUUUGGUCAGGCAAUAAAUUACCUACCCUUCCACUGAAGCCUUUGCUAUUGACAGUUCCAAUAUGGACGUACUGGAGGUGAGCAUCUUCUACAGCAGCAACAUUUUUUUUUCCAGUCUUGAGCACCUACUAUCUGGGUAAACAUGCACCAGCAGAAGUCAUUGCCCAUUUGCCAGGGAACAAAAGUAGUUCUGUGUUGUUUUCAUGUUGAAGAAUACAUGAAUAGCAAUAGACCAAGUACAAUGUCCUCCUUGCUAGGAGAGCACAGGGAAACUGACAAAGCCUUCACUUAGGAGAAGUGCUAUUAGUAACAAGUAAAAACAUCAGUGUUACCAACAUUAUUCUCACAGCACUGUACUGUACAGCUACUAGGAAGAGAAUUUAACUCUAUCCCAGCUUAAGUCAAGACAGUUCUUUAUCUCCUGUAACUUAAGUCUUAAAACACGUGACUUGUGCAGUACUGGAGAUGCAAUGAUCAUAGAAUCCUAGAAUCAUAGAAUGGUGUCUAAACUUCAGGUAGCUGGAGAAAAUGCACCACUUUCUCUGAUUUGGUAUUUACUUAAUCUUGAGUUCUUUUAGGGUGAAGGCAGAGAUAUGGGAGACUAGGAAUCAAUCUGGCCUUAGCACAUCUAUCUAUUCAGGUCACAGGUGAAUUAAUAUUGCUAUGUUGAUCUUUGUUCCGAAACCAGUUAUUUGAGACUGGCAUUAAGUGUGGGAAACUUUCAUGACAAACUUUCUCUUUAAUUAAUCUUUAUUGUGAAAACACUGUAUGGCACUGACACAAAAGUUUUUUUAAAAGGCACGUAUACUAAGGCAUCUAUUUCUGUAUCAAACACCUACUUUUGGUCUCUGAAUUAUAAGUGUUCAUUGUUUGCAUAACUGAAAUAAAUCUUAUAUUGGAAAUGCACUGAAUUCUAAUAUCAGGGUUUGUUGGGUUUGUGUUUGCUUUGGG
Messenger RNA from Colius striatus (speckled mousebird), 4218 nucleotides. RefSeq names its product lactamase beta (gene LACTB). The record is from RefSeq and is a predicted model, not a curated record. NCBI's taxonomy places the organism in Eukaryota, Metazoa, Chordata, Aves, Coliiformes, Coliidae. The transcript is spliced from 6 exons. The coding region runs from base 149 to 1663 and encodes 504 amino acids.